CAUACAUACACAAGUCACCGUGUGACCGCCUUAUAAAUUUCAUUCAAUCCUUACCCUUCUGGGUCUUUUCGUCUUCACCGCCUGCCUCUCAUUCUCACAAAGGUACACUACAUACACUCAUAUGAUCAAUCUUGAAACUAUUCAUUUCAUAGAUAGAGACUUUGAAGGUGUAAUAUCAUCUGGGUCUCACAGGUUUCAUUUUCAAAAUCAACAGCAGAAAGAUUGGGCGUUUGAGGGCAAUCAACAACAAAAAGUCAUGGUGAGUCCGAUUGUUCGAAUGGGAAAUGAAGAUAUGGAUCCUCCAUGGUUGAAACCAAUGCUUAGAGCCAACUACUUCAUUCCGUGCUUUGUUCAUGGGGAUUCCAAUAAAAGCGAAUGCAACAUGUACUGUUUGGAUUGUAUGGGAAAUGCUCUCUGUUCUUACUGUUUGAUCCGUCACAAGGAUCAUCGAGUUGUUCAGAUAAGGCGGUCCUCGUACCAUAACGUGGUGAGAGUGAAUGAGAUUCAGAAGUACAUUGACAUCUCUUGUAUACAGACGUAUGUUAUCAACAGCGCGAAGAUUGUGUUCUUGAACGAGAGGCCACAGCCAAGGCCUGGAAAAGGAGUUACAAACACUUGUGAGAUUUGUUGCCGAAGCCUUCUUGACUCGUUCAGGUUCUGUUCUCUUGGUUGCAAGCUUGGGGGUAUGAAGCGUGGUGAUCCGGAGCUCACCUUCACAGUAAGGAUGAAGCACAAUCGAGACACAUUUCAAGGUGGCUUUGAAUCCGAUGAGUCCUCAACCCCAAAGAAGAUGUGCAGGCCUCAUGUUUUCAAUCGUCUAAUCAAUGGCCCUAUUUUCGCAUUUGUGGAUGGUCCCAAUUAUGCUGGCUCCUCGUGUUCUACUUCUGGAGAUGAGACCAUGAACAACAUUUCCCCCGCCACGCCACCCAUCUUCAACCACCGGAAUUCUAGGAGGAGGAAGGGCAUUCCCCACCGAGCCCCAUUCUGAUGAUCGGUCCGAAAAUAGGGAAGUGAUGAUCAAGAAGGUAUAAGAACAGAACUUAAAGUUAUAUAAUGGAAGGAAGAAAAAAAAAAAAAAAACACAAAAAUAAAA
Cornus florida is the source of this 1093-nucleotide messenger RNA. RefSeq names its product protein RGF1 INDUCIBLE TRANSCRIPTION FACTOR 1-like. The record is from RefSeq and is a predicted model, not a curated record. NCBI's taxonomy places the organism in Eukaryota, Viridiplantae, Streptophyta, Magnoliopsida, Cornales, Cornaceae. The transcript has 5 exons. Bases 122 to 988 code for a protein of 288 amino acids.